This is a messenger RNA of Vicia villosa (hairy vetch), 650 nucleotides long. RefSeq names its product auxin-induced protein 15A-like. Gene Ontology annotation, biological process: response to auxin. The coding region runs from base 177 to 458 and encodes 93 amino acids. The record is from RefSeq and is a predicted model, not a curated record. The transcript has a single exon. Lineage: Eukaryota; Viridiplantae; Streptophyta; Magnoliopsida; Fabales; Fabaceae.
AUCACUCAAGUAGCCAAUAGUUUCUCAAUAUUCUUUUAUCUAUAUAUAUUCAUUGCCACAAGCAUUUAGGACCAACACAAAUCACUCACAUCCUAAAGCAUUAUAAUAUCAAAAACUUUCUCUUGCUUACAAGUCUUUUUUAAAACCAAUUUAUUUUCAAGUUUCAACACACAACAAUGGGUUUUCGUUUCCCUAGUAUGAUCAGAAGAGCGUCAUUUUCUUCAAACCGAACAGUUUCAAAAGUUGUGGACGUGCCAAAGGGAUACCUUGCAGUUUAUGUUGGAGAAGAAAUGAAGCGGUUUGUGAUCCCCAUUUCAUACUUGAACCAACCAUCAUUUCAAAAUUUGUUGAGUCAGGCCGAAGAAGAGUUUGGAUAUGAUCAUCCAAUGGGUGGCCUAACCAUUCCUUGCACCGAAGAUGUCUUUCAACACAUUACUUCUUGCUUGAAUAGGCUAUGAUUCUGAUACCAAAAGAGACUGACAUAGUUUUGUAGAGAUAGUUUUUUGUAAGCUAGACAUCUUAGCAUAUUGUAACAAUGGGAAGAAAAUGACCAUUAGAUUGACAAAUUUAUUUAGCAUGUAUAUUUUUGUUUAAUGACAAUGAAUCCACCUAUUCAAGCAUCUUCUCUGUGUUUCUUGUUUGCACUUAAG